AUGGCGAACAAUGUGCCGUAUAGGAAUCACUACCAAUAUGGCUACUAUAACAAUGGGUUGAAUUACAACAACUAUCACCAAUACUAUCCAAGUUACCAAAAUUACCACGUCAACUAUCCAAUGAAUGGCAAUUAUUCCACCAGUAACAACUAUAUACCAAAUAACAACUUCCCAUGGGCAAACAAUUAUAACAACAGUGUCCAAUACAACAACAAGUAUAAGAAAAACAAUAAAUACGUCCCAAAAACAUUUGAUUGUGGAGUUUGCAACCUCUUUUUUAAGAAUAAUUGGCAGCUUCAAGAGCAUAUCAGCGACACGCAUAUCAAGUGUAAUCACGAGGACUGUAGCUUUAAUGGGCCUCUCGAGAUACUAGAAAUACAUAAAUUAAAACACAUCAAAAAUGAAAACGGGGAGUCGUUGAUAGAUUCCAAGGAAGAAACGAUGAAAUGGAUCAAUUCGAGGAAGUCGAAGUUCCCUAGGUCAAAUUCACCAAAUAGCAUUUCAAAUGACCCUAAUGAUAAGACGAUAGACAAAGUAGCAGGUAGUACAUCGCAAGAAGCACCUAAAUCUGGGAAGAAUACAGCGAAUUUGGGUAAAGAUGUCCUCAACACACGUAAUGAGGACCCUCAUACAAGUGAUCCUAGUGGAAUCAGUAAGGUGGAGAAUGUGGAUAAAAUUGAGCAGAGCAUGUUAGAAAUAUACCUCCGUAACAAUAUGAAAAAUAAAACAGUGAGUAAAAGGACAAAAAAAUCAAUCAUUUGCCCACUAUUGAAUAAAAUAUAUAAACAGCCGAGUGCUCUAAUAAGGUACACAAACCCGUAUAAAUAUGAAAAUUUACUGAGGAGAAUGGACGCACUGAAUACACCAUACAGCUUUAAUUCGUCGAUAAUAGAAAAGAAGCAAUAUAAUAAAAAAUAUACAAUAUACUCAAUUCCAAAGAGACCUCCAGCAUAUUUGGAAUUGAUUAGAAGUGAUGUCGAAAGGUUGGAUUCACUUGUGGUGGAGGCUAUAAGAGCAAUUCAAUAUCUGAAGUCCAACGAGAAGUGUGUUAAUAUAAAGAGGUACGCAGGAUGUGUGGCCGCAGUCGACGCAAUGUGCUGGAUUCACAGGUCAAUGGUGUCCUCAGCAGUGGCAAACGUGAGAGGAGAGAUGAGCGACAAGUUCCUGAAGUUCAUCAUCUCGAUGCUGUCGCUGCUCCUGUCAUACAACAUCACACCAAUCAUGGUCUUUGACGGCUACGAAAUGCCGGCAAAAAAGGCGGAGAAUAUGAUGAGAAGGGAGCGGAGAGAGAAGGCGAAGAAGGAGGCGCUGGAAAUGAUAGCGAAAAACAAAAAUAAAAUUAACACUGAAAUAAUGAAAAAGUGUAUGCAGGCCAUACACAUAACGCCUGAGAUCAUAUACAGAGUGAUAUCAGUGUGCAAGAAGAUCAACGUUGCAGUGAUAGUGUCGCCGUUCGAGGCGGACGCACAAGUUUCAUACCUGUGUAGAUCAGGAAUUGCGGACAUUGCAAUCAGCGAGGACAGCGACCUGGUGGUGUACGGAUGCCCGAAGAUCAUAUACAAGUUGGACAAGGAGGGCAAGGGAGUGGAGUUGAAUGUGCCGUUUAACGCGUUUAAGGCGGCACCGGGGCCAAAGAAGAGAAAGGAAGUAAAGUUUGAAAAGCCGGAGGAAAGGAGCGGAGAGGAGAGCAUGGACCUGGAUAGUAAGGAUGAAGAGGAAAAGCAUACCAACAAGAGCGACUAUGCUGAGAAAGAUGCAAGAAUAUUCAAGGGGCUGAACCACAGAAUGUUCGUAGUCAUGUGUGUGCUGAGCGGCACAGAUUACGACGACGGGUACCACAUUAACGGAAUGGGCCUGAAGGUGGCAUACAGGCUUAUACUGGAGCACGAGCGCCUGGAAGGAGUGCUCAAGUCAGUGUACGAAGACGCAAAGUGGUCGAGUAAGCUGGCAGAAUACAAGUUCGAAGACAUACUGCUGCACUACGAGAACGUGUGCAAGAUAUUCCUGCACAACAUAGUCUUCGACCCGAAGAAGCACCAGCUGAUACACAUUAACCCGAUCAGUAACCUGGACAACAUGUCCACGAACAAGCUGGAGCUGCUGAAGGAGGAGGUGGGCGAGUACAAGUUCAUCUACGACAUGAGCGCAUUCCUGAUCAACAAGAACGUCAACUUCAUCAACGUGGCCAAGGGGCUAAUAUCAGUGGCCGACGACAUGGAGAUAGACUACGUGCUGACGGAGUAUGACCUGAAGGCAAUAGAGGCGGUGACGAACAAGAUUAAGUUUGACCUCUACAGACUGCCAGACACGCCAGCGAAGGCGCGAAACGUAGGAGCAAGCGCCUUAGCUGCCUACAGAGAAGGUAACGUGUCGCCAUCGAGGAAAUCGGCAGUCAGCAGGUCGCCAAGCCUAAAGUCACGCAGUGGAUCGGCAACUCCCAAGUCGUCAUCAAGGUCGCCAAGCGUAAAGUCGGAAGGCAGUAAGUCGUCCAAGAGUGGCAGAAAGAGGUCACGAAACGUGUCGCCAAGCAAAUUAGGCAAAAAGGGCAGCAGGUAUGCCGAUAAAUCAGAUAGAUCGCCAAGAAACCCCGGGUAUAAAUCGCCCGGCAAGUCGUCUGAUAAGUCUAACACGUCGCCGAGAAACCCUGGUGACGGAUCCCCGAAUAAACCUUUUGAUAAAUCCAAUAAGUCACCGAGUAAGCCUGGCCAUAGAUCGCCGAGUAAGCACGCUGAUAAGUUUCAGACUAAGUCGUCUCCAAAGUCACAUGGCAGGACUGGUGGUAAGCCAACGCACAGUCCCACAGCCAAAACAGCUAGUAGGCCGCAAGACAAGGGCACAGUGGUCACUGCAGCGGCCGAUAAUGCACGCGUUACCACGGCGAGUGGUAAAUUGGCAGCCGACAUCCUGGAAAAUCACGUAGUUAACGCGGAAGCCUCUUCAAAGAAAUUCGAUGCGGGCAGUAAGAUUAUCUUUAAGACGAGCGACAAGCUGAAGCACACUAAACACUCGUUUGCAGACGGUACAAUGAAGCUAAAAAAUGAAAAUAAACGGCUUCUGAAUAGUAAGGGAGUGGUACAGAAUCUGUUGAACGGCACGGAAACAUAUACGGUAAAGAGAGCGAGGAAUUGA
This is a messenger RNA of Theileria orientalis strain Shintoku, 3129 nucleotides long. RefSeq lists its product as uncharacterized. The transcript is spliced from 7 exons. Gene Ontology annotation, molecular function: 5'-flap endonuclease activity; metal ion binding. The coding region runs from base 1 to 3129 and encodes 1042 amino acids. NCBI's taxonomy places the organism in Eukaryota, Apicomplexa, Aconoidasida, Piroplasmida, Theileriidae. The record is from RefSeq and is a predicted model, not a curated record.